GGAAGCUCUGCUAUUGCAGCCCCUCCUCCGAACCCUGUCAUGGCUGCGUCCAGGGUGCAAGCUGAGGUGAGGAAACGCGAUGCUGGGCUUUUUGUCCGCGCGACAAGCGGGUUUGGAAGACCCUCUGCGCUUCCAGAGAACGGAGUCCACACGGAGGGUUUUGGGACUGGAGUUAAACAAAGACAGAGAUAUUGAAAGAAUCCAUGGAAGUGGAGUUAACACCCUUGACAUUGAACCUGUUGAAGGGAGAUACAUGUUAUCAGGUGGUUCAGAUGGUGUGAUUGUACUUUAUGACCUUGAGAACUCCAGCAGACAACUUUAUUACACAUGUAAAGCAGUGUGUUCCAUCGGCAGAAACCAUCCUGAUGUUCACAAGUACAGUGUGGAGACUGUUCAGUGGUAUCCUCAUGACACUGGAAUGUUCACAUCAAGUUCAUUUGAUAAAACUCUGAAAGUAUGGGACACAAAUACAUUACAAACUGCAGAUGUAUUUAAUUUUGAAGAAACAGUUUAUAGUCAUCAUAUGUCUCCAGUUGCGACCAAGCACUGUUUGGUAGCAGUUGGUACUAGAGGACCCAAAGUAAAACUUUGUGACUUAAAGUCUGGAUCCUGUUCUCAUAUUCUGCAGGGUCACAGACAGGAAAUCUUGGCAGUUUCCUGGUCACCACGUUAUGAGUAUAUCUUGGCUACUGCAAGUGCUGACAGUAGAGUAAAAUUAUGGGAUGUGAGGAGAGCUUCAGGAUGUUUGAUUAAUCUUGAUCAGCAUAAUGGGAAAAAGUCACAAGCUGCUGAAUCAGCAAACACUGCUCAUAAUGGGAAAGUUAAUGGCUUAUGUUUUACAAGUGAUGGGCUUCAUCUCCUCACUGUUGGUACAGAUAAUCGAAUGAGGCUCUGGAAUAGUUCCAAUGGAGAAAACACACUAGUGAAUUAUGGAAAAGUUUGUAACGACAGCAGAAAAGGAUUGAAAUUCACUGUCUCCUGCGGCUGCAGUUCAGAAUUUGUUUUUGUGCCAUAUGGUAGCACCAUUGCUGUUUAUACAGUUUACUCAGGAGAACAGAUAACUAUGCUUAAGGGACAUUAUAAAAAUGUUGACUGCUGUGUAUUUCAAUCUAAUUUCCAGGAACUUUAUAGUGGUAGCAGAGACUGCAAUAUUCUUGCUUGGGUACCAUCCUUAUAUGAACCAGUUCCCGAUGAUGAUGAGAAUACAACCAAAUUGCAGUUAAAUCCAGCUUUUGAAGAUGCCUGGAGCAGCAGUGAUGAGGAAGGAUGAAUAUCAACCUUUUUGUCUCUACUGAUGAAACUUUUGAAACAGCACUGUUUGUGUGAGAUUUUUUUUAACUGUUCAGUUACUGACAAUUAAAUUAGCUUCAAAUUUGGAUGAUAGUUUUUCCUCAUUUUUUAAAAUGAGGUUACCAUUUGUAUAAAGUCCUGAAACAGUCUUCCAUACCCGUUUAUUUAAUCAGAAUUUGGCUAUUUAAUCUCAGUUGCUGUGGCCAGGAGCAGCCACUGUUGCUACAAUACAAUAGCAGAAGUUGUAUCUGAGGUGAGAUUGUAACAGAUUGUCAAACCUGUGUAAAAUUCUUUCUUAUUGAUAUAUUCAUAUUUUGCUAUGAUUUUAUUUAACUGUGGAUCAUCUAGCUUUAUGUUAAACAGUUUUGGACUUAUUAUCUCCUGCCAUCCAAACAGUACAUCACAGGAGGCUUUUAACUGGUGACAUCUCAUGUUUGCUUGAAGUCAGAAGCAGCUUGUACGCUCAAGCUUAAACUCCUUUCUAUGAAACUAGCUAAGAUUUACCAUGUCCUGCCUCAUUCAUCCAAGCAAAAAAUGUCCCAGGAGGGAAUCUGGCUUAAACAUAAAAUGUUAUCAUAAAAUUUCUAUUUUAUUCUCCCUUUUUCCUGUGUCAACCCACAAAUGAUAUUAUUAUGAAGCUAACUUUUCUUUUAAAAAAAAAAAUUGCUGGGGAUUAAACCCAAGGACUCACACAUGUUGGUUAAGUACUUUAUCAGUGAGCAUCCCCAGCCUCUAUGAAGCUAAUCUUAUAUUUUCUUUCUUCCUGAUUCUUUAACCAGCAGGAGACUAGAAAAAGAGGUUUUUGUGAACUUGGAUACUAAGUUCAUGCUUAUUUUUCAGUGUGUUGAGUUUUUAAAGUAUAUAACUGUUAGACCUCAUGUCAGACCUUUCUGGUCAAAUAUUUUCCAUACAAGAGUUUUCUGAAACCCAGAGUAUUCUACUUUCACUUUUCUCCCCUCCUGAUGGGGAUGCUUUUGACCUUUGAGAAAGGUAUUAAAAUAGGAUUUUUUUUUUAAUUUUAAGAAAAAAUAAGUCUUCUAAACUGUAAAGAAUUGUAUUGCUUCUUUCUAGUUAUCUAAAUAUAUGUAUUCAUUGUAAAUAAUUCAGACAACAUAAAAACUUAAAAAAGAAUGUAAUGGGGGCCUGGGGGUUGUAGCUCAGUGGUAAAGUACUUUCGAGGCACUGGGUUUGAUUCUCAACGCCACAUAUUAAUAAAAUAAAGAUUCAUUGACAACAACAAAAAAAGAAAGAAAGAAAGUAAUGGCCACCUAGAAUCAAUACUCUAAGGUAACCAUCACUAACAUUUUGAUAGCUAUUCUCCAUGCAUCUCUCUAUGACACAGUUUUACAUAGUCGGAUGUUCAGCAUGCCAGUGUUAUCAUAGAAACUCCUUUCUUCUAACUAGAGUACUUCUUUCUUCAUCUCUUACCCCUCUUGCCACAAUCCAGGUUAUUAACCUGGUGUGUGUUCUUUCAUAUUACAAUCUUAUAUAGACCUAAAGAGAAAUGUGGGUUUGUAUUUUUAAUUUUAUAAAAAUGAGAUAGACAUAGUUCUUUUUCUUUUUUUUUAGAUACAACUCUUAUACAUCCCUCCAUGCCAUCUUUGUAUAAAGAAGCCAUUCUUGUUACUAACUGCAUAAUGUUCCAUCUUAUGAUUAUGCCACAGUUUUUUUCCAGUCAUUCUUGAGAACAGUAUAGAUUAUGAACUGCACCAUAUUUUCCUUAGGUGGUGUUGUGGUUUGGGUAUAAACUGUCCCCCAAAGACUCAUGUGUUGAAGGCUUGGUCCCUGGCGCAGCAAUGUUCACAGGUGGGGCUUUUGAGAAUUGAUUGGAUUGUGAGGGCUCUGGCCUCAUCUGUGAUUAAGCCACUGAUUCAUAUUUGAUGGAAGGAAUAAAAACUUUAGAUGAUGGCACCUCAUUGAGGAAAGAAGAUCCCAGGGGUCAUGUCCUUAAGGAGUAUAUCUUAUCCCUUUAUUCCCACUUCUUUGUGCUUCCUGGCUGGUCAGCAUCAGCUUUCAUCUCCUACACUCUCCCACUAUGAUGUUCUGCCUCACCUUAGUCCCAAAGCAGCAGAACCAUCUUACCAUAGACAGAUCUCUGAAACUGUGAACCAAAAUAAAUCUUUCUUCCUUCAAGUUGCUUUUCUCUAAUAUUUGUCACAGUAGAGAAAAGGUAACUACCAUAGGUGGUCUAUUUGGGCAGUACAGUUUACUUACUGAAUAUUAUCUUUUCCUCUGGUAGAGGAAAUGGUACUUUUGCUAUGUGUAGGAUUCUUGGGUUGUAGUCCUUUUCUCUCCUUAGUUUAUAAAUAUUGUGUACUCUUUCUUCUAACUUCUCAUGUUGCAGAUGAGAAUCCCAAAGCCAGUUUUAUUUAUUUAUUUCCCCCUUUGUAGGGAACUCAUUCUUUAUAGUGGAAGCUUGUAAAAUGUGAGGUUUUUUUUUUUUUUUUUCCUUAUUCUUACAAUCUUUCAAUUUUGUCAGAAUAUCUGAUCCUUUAUCCCUCUCCCUCCCUCCCUCUUCCCACCUCCCAUCACUUCUUGGACUACUGAGCUCUUUCAUCUUUCAGUCUAAAGGCUCAAACUGUUUCUUGGCUUAGGCUAUUUUCUUCUAAUACUUGUCUGAUUAAAUUGCUUCUCCUUGUAGUUGUCAUUGUUAUCAUCCUCCUCUCCAUUUUUUUUCUGCCUCUUCUUCCUCUUCCUUUUCUUCCUCCUCCAUAAUAAUUACAUGUAACAUCUACAUUAACCUUUUAUACUCUUUUCCUUCCUGCUUGUCUUUUGUGGUAUUAUUGUUGUGACUAGAGUACCCCACAUAUAAUAGGUGCUCAGUGAGUACUUGUUUUGUUGUUUCUGUUCUUUACUUGAAUGUUUAUGCUUGAUUUUAAAAGUCAUAAUUUGGGCUUGACUGGUCAUCAGGAGAGACUUCAAUUAUUGUUUUGUUCCCUUCUCUACCCUAAACACUUAUUUUUUUAAAAGCACUUAUAGAGAAAUAUGGGAGGUCUACAGAAGCUUCUACUUGAAACUUUAAAUAGUAUUUGUUCAGUUGAUGUUUUCCAAGGCCUAUUCACAGUAGAUAUCAAGGAACCUAUCAUGAAAGCAGUAUUUGCUUAAAACUCGUCUGCAGUGUCUUGAACAUUUUACAUAUUUUUCUUCCACACUGUCUUACUAAUAGUAUGCAUCUUUUAGUCACAUAAAAUAUUUCUAUCCUGUUGUAUGUCAAAGAAUACUCAUGCCAGUUUUUUUACUUCAUCUCAACUUGACCCUAGUUUUAACUAAAGUCGUUCAUGCUACAACUAUGAAACACUUAGUUUUCAAAAACAUAGAAAUAAUAAAUGUACAUGUUGUAUUGACAUAGCCCUAAACCUGUUAAUCAGCAAACCUAAAAGUAGUGUCAUUGAAAGUUUUGACCUCUCUGACACUUGAUACCAAGCCUUUACUUUAUAAUUGAUUAAAAAAACAUUAAAACUGUUUGCUUCAAGUUAAGCUUUCCUUUUGCAUUGGUUAUACUAAAAGGUUCCAUUAAACUAGAUUAAAAAAAAAAUAGAGAAAGCUUUGAAAACAAACCCUUAAAUUAUACCAAUUAUGAGAAUACAAAUAACUUUAAAAUGAUGACUUUUCAUUAAGGAAGAAAAAAGUAUAUAGAGUUCACUAUUGAUGAGACACCAGAAAACAAAAACCUUUAGCUAUCUUAUUUUAAAAUUUGAAUAAGACAGUGAUAGAAAAAGUUUAUAUCAACAGACUAGUCCAAAUUAUCUUUCAAAGAUAAAUUACUGCCUCAAAAUGGAAAGAAAAAUCCCCAAUUAUAUGUUGAAAUAAGGGUUGCAUAGUUUUAACUUAAAAAUAUUUAAUUACUGUUCAGUAAUAUAUUAGUACUCAGUUAUUCCUAUUAAGUGAUACAAGUAUAGAAGACUAGAAAAGCCUCAGCAAUUUAACAAGGUCCUAAGCAAUUUAGUAAGAUCCUGUCUCAAAUAAAAAGGUCUGGGAAUGUGGCUCAGUGGUAAAGUAGCCCUGGGUUAAAUCCACAGUAACCCCCUCAAAAACCAAACAACAACAUAAAAGAAAAAUUGUCCACAAGGGUUUAUAAUUUAGUUGGAUAGUCAAUGAUAAAUAUCAGAACAUACAGGUUACAUCUAAGAUGUCUUCCAAAGUGCAGUUCCCUCAACAACUACAUCAGAAUUAUAUUGGAUAUACACCCACAGGAAUAGCAUCCUAAUUAGAAUAAAGUUGUACUCUAUGUAUAUAACAUGCCAAAAUAUACUCUAUUGUCAUGUAUAUCUAAAAAGAACACAUUUUUUUAAAAGGAAUUAUAUUGGAUAUGUUAAGAUACAAAUUCCUUGGCUCACUCCAAACCUACUAAGUCAGCAUCUUUGAAAAUAUAUUUCCAGGAGCCCUCGUUUUAACAUCCCAGUGAUUCUGACUAAAGUUUGAGAAUCAGUGACAAAAUUAAAUCCAUAAGAGACAGACAUAGAGUAAGAAGUAGCUGGUAAGGACUCAGUCUUCUCUCAAAGAAUGGAAACUAUUAAAAAGAAAUAAAAUGGUAAUUAUUCACAGGGUUAUCAUCAUCUCAAGAGAAAUCAAACUCAAGACAUAACUGCUAAAAGGAGAGUUCAGUAAAGACAAAGGAUACACUACACAAAAAUUAGAAACAUUUUAAUAUUUGUAAUUAUAAAAUGUAACCUUAAAAAUACAUAUACAAUUGAUAGCAGUAGAAAUAAUUAUGAGGUUCCUAAGAAUAAGCCUAAUAAAAUAUGAGAAAUAUACAGAGAAAAUUUAAAUUUUAUUGAAGAAGACAAUAUACAUAAAUAUAGAAGUAAUGUGUUUAUUAUAAAAAAGUGGCAAAUUAUCCCUAGAUGACUUUAUGUUAUUAUUAUUAUUAUUUAUUUUUUUGGUACUGAGGAUGGAACUCAGAGGCAGUUAAUCACCAAGCCACAUCCCUGGCCCUUUUUUGUUUUAGCUAUAGUUGAACACAAUACCUUUAUUUAUUUUUAUGUGGUGCUGAGGAUCGAACCCAGGGUGCGUACAUGCUAGGUGAGUGUUCUGCUGCUGAGCCACAACCCCAGCCCAUCCCUGGCCCUUUUUAUUUUUUAUUUUGAGACAGGGUCUUGCUCAGUUGCUGAGGCUGGCCUCAAACUUCUGAUCCUCCUGCGUCACUGGUAUUACAGGCAUGUUCCCGGGCAUGCCCAGCUCUUAGAUAACUUUAAGGCAAUUAAAAUCAAAAUUCUACCUUAGUUUUAUGUAGAAAAAAGGAAAUAAAACUGGUUUGUAGAAAAAUUGUAUGUAGAAGGCCUUAUGCUAUAGCUCAGCGGUACAGCACUUGCUUAGAAUGUGCGACAUCUUGAGUUUCAUCCCCAGGACUGUAACAUCAAAAAAUCAAAAAGAAAGAAAAAGUAGGUAGAAGCUGGGCAUGCUGGUGCACACCUGUGAUCUCAACAACUUGGGAAGCUGAGGUAAGAGGAUCACAAGUUCAAAGCCAGUCUCAGCAAUUUAGUGAGACCCUGUCUCAAAAAAUAAAAAGGGCUGGGGAUGUAACUCAGUGUUAAAGAGCCACUGGGUUCAAUCCCUAGUAGUAAAUUAUUUUAAUUAAAUGAAUAAAUUAAUAAACUGUUCAUAGAAUAGUAAAAGAGAAUGGAAACUCAAGACAAGAAAAAUAGAGAAAGGAAUGAAUUCAAGAGCUUAGACACAGAAGCACUUGCCUGGGGAUCUUUUUUUUUUUUUUUUUUUAUUGCUUUUUUAACCAUAAUGGAAUUUUUCUUUCUUUUUUUUUUGAAAGAGGAGGGACACCUGAAACUCAUCACAGCAAAGGGCUAACUCCCCUAUGACCUUCAUUGAGGCCUCUCAGAAUUUGACAGAAAAUAAACAGAGGAUAGAAAUAGUUUACUGAAAUGCAAAUACAAAUGACUUUUUAACAUACAAGACAGCAACUAAUCUCACCAUUAUGUUUUAUUAUAAUGCACCAAUAAAAUGUGGAAAAAAGCAUACAGGACAGAUGUUCAGUCUCAUUUACUUUAAGGUGAAUGCAAAUGGAAGCUACUGAAACAUUCUGUAUUUAUUAAGAUGACAAACAUCCAAACACUUGAUAACACACUGUGUUGGUAAGGCUUUGGGGGAAAAUGACACUUUUGAAUAUUGUUGGCAGAGUGUAAAUUAAUGCAACUCUAUAUGGAAGGCACUUUUUUGCAAUAGCUAUCAAAAAUCACAAAUAUCCUGUGAACAAACAGAUAUCAGUGUGCAAAGUAAUUCAUUGUAGCACUGUGUCUAGUUAAGAGUUUGAAUACUAGAAUCUAAUAGCCUGGUUUUCAAUCCCAAUUCUAAUGCUAGCAUUGUGUCCUUGGGUAAAUUAUAAAAUCAUCUGUGCCUCAAUUCCUUUAUCAGCAAAAUGGAGGCAAAAAUAUCAUCCACCUCUUUGAGUUGGAGGGAGAAUUAAAUGAGUUAAUCUUUGUAAGCAGUAUUUACAAAAGUACCUGGCCCUUCGAUGCCUGUUUUAGCUAUUGUUUUUAACAUCAAAAGACUGUAAUGUAAAUAUUUACCAACAGGGAACUGAUUAAAUAAUAUGGCAGAUUUAUACAAUAUAGACGUAAAAGAUGAAUAAAUGUAGUUUUAUGAAAGUACCUCUAAGAUAUAUUUAGUGGGGGAAAAAGCGAGGAAUAUGGACAAUAUGUAAAGUAUUAUAGUAUUUGUUUGGGAGUUUUGUUUGUUUGUUUCAUUUUAUUUUAUUUGGUACUAGGGUGUGAACCCAGGGGCACUUUAUCACUGAGCUACAUCCCCAGAACUUUUUUUUAUUUUUUGAGUCAGGGUCUCACUAAAUUGCUCAGGCUGGCCUCAAACUUGUGAUUCUCCUAUCUCAGUCUCAGGGGUUUCUGGGAGUAUAGGCAUGUGCCAUGAGCCAUACAUAUUCUAUUUGUAUGAAAAAAAGAGAAAGAGAGAGACUAGCAGAAUAUGUUGUUUUAUAUAUGUAUUACAGAAAACUCUGGAAGGAUACUGGAAAGGCCUGAUAGGACAAAAGACAGAAAGGGGAAUUUUUCACUAUAUACGUUUUUAUAUGAAAGGCAUGUGCAUAUAUUACCUGUUUAAAAACUAUAUAUACCCCCACUCCCACACACACACACACACACACAGAGGGGAUUUAACCCAGGAGCACUUUACCACUGAGCUACAUUCCCAGCUCCUCCCCUUUUUAAUUUUUAUUAUUAUUUUUAAAUUAUGAGACUGGGCUGGCCUCAAACUUGGGGUCCUCCUGUCUCAACCUCCAGAGUUUCUAGGAUUAUAGAGGCCUGUGUCACCAUUUUCAGCUAAAAAGAAUAAUUUUAAAACAGUUCAGAUGCACUAAAGAUCUGUAUAUCAGAGAAUCUACGAAGUCUGAAAACAUCAAAUGUCAAGGAUUUAUGGAAAUAUGGGCUAGUAUAUAUUGUAGUGGAAGUGUAAACUGAUAUUAUUAAGAAAGCAAGGCAGUUAGUGUUUUGGACUAAAUAUCAGUCCUCCGCAAAUUCAUUUAGUUUACUGAACUGCAAAUACAAAUGACUUUUGGUGGGCCUUUUAGAGAUAAUUAGGCUUAGAUUAGGUCAGGAAAGUAAACCUCACUUCUUGCCAAAUGCAGAGACAUAAGAAGAAGAAUAAAGGGCCAUGGGAAGACACAGUGAGAAAACAGCUAUCUGCAAGCCAAGAAAAGUGUUCUAACCAAAAUUUGACCUUGGAAGCAACCUAACCUUGGAAUUCCAGCCCCCAGAACUAUAAGAAAAUAAAUGUGUAUUGUUUAAGUCACCUAGUAUAUGGCAUUUUGUUGUAGUAUCCAAGCUGAGUCUGGGGCCUUAGUCAUAAGCAGUAGAAAAUAACUCUGGUUGGUUGUUUUUAAACAGAAAAGGAGCUUAGUGAAAAAAAUAUUAAGAUGAUUACAGAAUCUCCAGAAGGACUGGGUAACAACCUUGGGAACAUAGGAGAAAAUGGACUCUGUGUUGACAAACCAGAGCAAGCUUUAAUGCCACUAAACUAGUCUGGGGAGCCAUCUCCACCACAGGAAAACACAACUUUUUUUCUCUCUUUUUUAAUUGAUUUUUUAAAAAAAUAAAUGACAGUGGAAUGCAUUACAAUUCUUAUUACACAUAUAUAGCACAAUUUUUCAUACCUCUGGUUGUGUAUAAAGUAUGUUGAUUCCAAUUCAUGUCUUCAUACGUGUACUUUGGAUAAUGAUGUUUAUCACAUUCCACCAUCCUUACUAACCCCCUACACCCUCCUUUUCCCUUCCACCCCUCUGCCCUAUCUAGAGUUCAUUUAUUCCUCCCAUGCUCCCCCUCCCUACCCCACUAUGAACCAGCCUCCUUAUAUCAUAGAAUACAUUCAGCAUUUGGUUUUUGGGGAUUGGCUAAUUUCACUUAGCAUUAUUUUCUCCAAUGCCAUCCUUUACCUGCAAAUACCAUGAUUUUAUUCUCUUUUAUUGCUGAGUAAAAUUACAUUGUGUAUAUAUGCCACAUUUUUUUAAUCCAUUCAUCUACUGAAGGGCAUCUAGGUUGGCUCCAAAGUUUAACUAUUGUGAAUUGUGCUGCUAUAAACAUUAAGGUAGCUGUGUCCCUGUAGUAUGCUGUUUUUAAGUCCUUUGGAUAUAGUCUGAGUAGAGUCAUAGCUGGGUCAAAUGGUGGUUCCAUUCCCAGAUUUCCAAGGAAUCUCCAUACUGCUUUCCAUAUUGGCUCCAAUUUGCAGCCCACCAGCAGUAUAUGAGUGUACCUUCCCCACCCCGCCAUCCUCUCCAACACUUACUGUUGUUUGUCUUCAUAAUAGCUGCCAUUCUGACUGGAGUGAGAUGAUAUCUUAGAGUAGUUUUGAUUUGCAUUUCUCUAAUUGCUAGAGAUGAUGAACAUUUUUUAAUAUAUUUGUUGAUUGAUUGUAUAUCCUCUUCUGAGAAGUGUCUGUUCAGGUCCCUGGCCAUUUAUUGAUUGGGUUAUUUGCUGGGUUUUUUGUUGUUGUUGUUGUUGUUUUGUUUGUGCUUAGCAUUUUGAGUUCUUUAUAUACCCUGGGGUUUGUGUUCUAUCUGAUGUGUGAGGGGUAAAAAUUUGCUCCCAGGAUGUAGGCUCUCUGUUCACCUCACAGAUUAUUUCUUUUGCUGAGAAGAAACUUUUUAGUUUGAAUCCAUCUCAUUUAUUGAUUCUUCGUUUUAAUUCUUGCGCUAUAGGAGUCUUAUUAAGGAAAUUGGGGCUUAAUCCCACAUGAUGACGAUUAGGGACUACUUUUCCUCUAUUAGACACAGAGUCUCUGGUUUAAUUCCUAGGCCCUUGACCCACUUUGAGUUGAGUUUUGUGCAUGGUGAGAGAUAGGGAAUUUAAUUUCAUUUUGUUGCAUAUGGAUUUCCAGUUUUCCCGUCAUCAUUUGUUGAAGAUGCUAUCUUUUCUCCAAUGCAUGUUUUUGGCACCUUUGCCUAAUAUAAGAUGAUUGUAAUUUUGUGGGUUAGUCUCCAUGUCCUCUAUUCUGUACCAUUGGUCUACCAGUCUGUUUUGGUGCCAAUACCAUGCUGUUUUUGUUACUAUUGUUCUGUAGUAUAAAGAUCUGGUAUAGCAAUGCAACCUGCUUCACUCUUCUUGCUAAAGAUUGCUUUAGCUAUUCUGGGUCUCUUAUUUUUCCAGAUGAAUUUCAUGAUUGCUUUUUCUAUUUUUAUGAGGAAUGACUUUGGGAAUUUGAUCAGAAUUGCAUUAAAUUUGUACAGUGCUUUUGGUAGUAUAGUCAUUUUGAUAAUAUUAAUUAUGCCUAUCCAAGAGCAAGGUAGAUCUUUCCGUCUUCUAAGGUCUUCUUUAAUUUCUUUCUUUAGGGUUCUGUAGUUUUCAUUGUAUAGAUCUUCCACCUCUUUUGUUAAGUUGAUUCCCAAGGUUUUUUUUUUCUUUUUUUUUUUUUUGAGGUUACUGUAAAUGGGGUAGUUUUCCUCAUUUCCUUCUCAGAGGAUUUGUCACUGAUAUACAGAAAUGCCUUUGAUUUAUGGGUUUUGAUUUUAUAUCCUGCUACUUUGUUGAAUUUAUUUACUAGUUCUAGAAGUUUUCUGGUGGAGCUUUUUGGGUCUUCCAGGUAUAGAAUCAUAUAAUCAGUGAAUAGUGCUAAUUUAAGUUCUUCUUUUCCUAUACAUAUCCCUUUAAUAUAAUUGCUCUGGCCAGUGUUUCAAGAACUAUGUUGAAUAGAAGUGGUGAAAGAGGGCAUCCCUGUCUUGUUCCAGUUUUUAGAGGGAAUGCCUUUAAUUUUUCUCCAUUUAGAAUGGUAUUUGCCCGAGGCUUAGCAUAGAUAGCCUUUAUGAUGUUGAGACAUGUUCCUGUUAUCCCUAGUUUUUCUAGUGUUUUCAACAUGUAAAGGUGCUGUAUUUUGUCAAAUGCUUUUUCUGCAUCCAUUGAGAUAAUCAUAGGAUUCUUUUUUUUUUAAGAGAGAGAGAGAGAUUUUUUUUUUAAUAUUUAUUUGUUAUUUUUCAGCGGACACAACAUCUUUGUUUGUAUGUGGUGCUGAGGAUCCAACCCAGGCCGCAUGCAUGCCAGGCGAAUGCGCUACCACUUGAGCCACAUCCCAGCCCCGAUCAUAGGAUUCUGAAAGUCUAUUGAUGUGAUGAAUUACAUUUAUUGAUUUCUGUAUGUUGAACCAACCUUGCAUUCCUGGGAUGAAUCCCACUUGAUCAUGGUGCACAAUCUUUUCGAUAUGUUUUUGUAUUCGAUUUACCAGAAUUUUAUUGAGAAUUUCUACAUCUAUGUUCAUAAGAAAUAUUGGUCUAAAAUUUUCUUUCUUUGAUGUGUCUUUGCCUGGUUUGGGAUCAGGGUGAUAUUGGCCUCAGAAUGAAUUUGGAAGUGCUCCCUCUUUUUCUAUUCCUGAAAUAAAUUGAAGAGUAUUAGUAUUAGUUCUUCUUUAAAGGUCUUUCCUGUAGAACUCGGUUGUGUAUCCAUCCGGUCCUGGGCUUUUCUUGGUUGGUAACCUUCUGAUGGUGUCUUCUAUUUCCUCACUUGAUAUUGGUCUGUUUAAAUUUUGUAUAUCUUCCUGAUUCAAUAUGGGCAAAUCAUAUGACUUAAGAAAUCUUUCGAUGUCUUCAAUGUCUUCUAUUUUAUUGGAGUAUAAAUUUUCAAAAUAAUUUCUAUUUUUCCUCUGUAUUUCUAUAGUGUCUGUUGUCUGUUGUACCUUUUACAUCAUGUAUUCUGAUAAUUUGAGUUUUCUCUCUCCUUCUCUUUAUUAGCAUAGCUAAGGGUCUAUCAAUUUUAUUUAUUUUUUCAAAGAACCAACUUUUUGUUUUGUCAAUUUUUUCAAUUGUUUCGAUUUCAUUGAUUUCAGCUCUAAUUUUAAUUAUUUCUUGCCUUCUUCUGCUUUUGCUGCUGAUUUGUUCUUCUUUUUCUAGGGCUUUGAGAUGUAAUGUGAGGUCAUUUAUUUGUUGACUUUUUCUUCUUUUAAGGAAUGAAAUCCAUGAAAUGAACUUUCCUCUUAGUACUGCUUUAUAGUGUCCCAGAGAUUUUGAUAUGUUGUGUCUAUGUUCUCAUUUACCUCUAAGAAUCUUUUAAUCUCCUCCUUGAUGUCUUCUGCAACCCAUUGUUCAUUCAGUAGCAUAUUUUUUGGUCUCCAGGUGUUGGAGAAAUUUUUAUUUUUUAUUUUGUCAUUGAUAUCUAGUUUAAUUCCAUUAUGGCCUGAUAAAAUGCAUGGUAGUAUCUCUACUUUUUUGUAUUUGCUAAGAGUUGCUUUAUGGCAUAUUACAUGGUCUAUUUUAAGAAGGAUCCAUGGCAAACCCAACUUCUUUAUGGCACUAGCUUCAACUUCAGAAUCAUGGUUGGGGAAUGGGAGUGGAGGGCUGUCUACCUGAGUAGGAUUCAGCCACAACCAUGUUCUUUGGCUUCCAAAAUGUUUGGCAAAGAAAAUAGCACACAUUUGUAUCUUCUGUAAUGAGAGAUGAGUUCUGCCAUCCACUGCCUUAUAAAUAGGAAUUUCUUCAAACAGAGUAAGAAGACUCAGAUACAGGGCAGCUGAAAAAUAAUAAAUGUCCCUGUAAGAGGACAAUCUGUUUCAUGAUGAGCAAUUUUACUUCUAAGUAUAAACCCAAGAAAUUUUUAUAUAUGUAUUCAAAAAAUUAUUACUUAUAUUCAUUGUCUCUAAAAAGAUAAAACUAGAAAUAACUCCAUUUUGUUCAUUAGCAGGAAAAUGGAUAAAUGGUUUAGUCAUGCAAUAGAAUACGGGAUAGUAAUUAAAUCAAUGAAAAAGAACUAUGGGUAUCCAUAGGAAAAAAUCUUUACAAAGAUUGAAAACAAAGUUGCAGAAUACAGUAUGCUACUAAUUAUAUAAAAUGUAACCAUAUGCAAAAUUCCAGUGUAUAUUGAGAUAGACUUAUGUGUCAUGAAAGUAUGAAAACAUGCAUGGAAUAUGUAGAUGACUUUGAGGGAAUGAAAGAGAUUAAGGUAGUUUGGAACUUUAGCUAUCAUAUUUCUUAAAAAAAAAAAAAAAGCCAAAUUUAGAAAACAUUAGUAGUUGCACCGUGAACAAAGUCAUUGUUUUAGACCUAACUAAAGACAGCUAUUAAUGCAAACUCCCUCUUCCCCCAGUAAGUGCCUGUAACUCUUAAGUUCCCUCCUGUUACUUAAGAGUGAAUGUGUUUUUCUAGAUUUAAGGCCAAAUUCUCUUAACUGUGCACUAAAUCCAGCCCCUCUCACCUACUCAAGUUGUCCUCUUUUCAACAUCAUCAGAUUUUCCUUCUCUACCAAAUUUUCCCCAAAUACAAACAUAGUAUAAAAGUCACAUCUUUAGCUGGGCGUGGUGGCACACACCUGUAAUCCCAACAGCUUGGGAGGCUAAGGCAAUGAAUUCAAAGCCAGCCUCAGCAAAAGCAAGGUGCUAAGCACUAAGUGAGACCCUGUCUCUAAAUAAAAUACAAAAUAGGUCAGGGGAUGUGGCUCAGUGUUUAUUCAAACCACAAAGGAGGAGGGUACAAGGAAUUUCUUAUUUCCUACUUCUUACCAUUUCCUAUUUUCCCCUUUUUUAAAAAAAUAUUUUUUUUAGUUAUAGAUGGACACAAUACUUUUAUUUUUUAAAAUAUGGUGCUGAGGAUUGAACCCAGUGCCUCAUAUGCCAGAUGACUGCACUACCACUGAGCCACAACCCCAGCCCCCCUAUUUCCCCUUUUUACCAUUAGCUCAUUCCUUUGCUUUUUACCACAAAAAUCCUUAGAACUAUCUAAACUUCUCUUCUCCAGUUUCUCUCUUUCCAUUUAUUCUUGAAACUCAUUCCACUCAGGUUUUCACUCCAUUUCUCCAGAACUACUCAAGGGCAACCAAUGAAUUUCAUAUUGUUAAAUCAGUUGUCACUUUCUAGUCCUCUGCUUUUGAUACAUUUGACAUAGGUGAUCACUUCCUUCACCUUGUAACACUUUGGUCUCUUGUUGUGAUAAGAGUCUGGAUUAUUGUUCAUUUUGGAUUAUUCAUUCUAUUUACCCCCCCUCUGUGGGCUGAAUAUAUUUCCUACUCCACUGAUAUUGGACGUGGCUAGGUGACUUACUCUAGUCAAUGGAAGAUAAGCCAACAUGAUGUGAACAGAGGCCUUCAAUAUACUCUGGGAUGUCCAUAUAUGAAUACAUGACCAGUGUAAUUCCACAUUAUGUACAAACACAAGAAUGGGAAGUUAUACUCUGUGUAUUACUCUAUUUAUGUAUAAUAUGUCAAAAUACACUCUACCAUCAUGUAUAACUAAAACAAAUACAAAUAAAAAUUUUAAAAUAUA
Marmota monax (woodchuck) is the source of this 14982-nucleotide messenger RNA. RefSeq names its product ERCC excision repair 8, CSA ubiquitin ligase complex subunit (gene Ercc8). The coding region runs from base 80 to 1270 and encodes 396 amino acids. Lineage: Eukaryota; Metazoa; Chordata; Mammalia; Rodentia; Sciuridae. Gene Ontology annotation, cellular component: Cul4A-RING E3 ubiquitin ligase complex; nucleotide-excision repair complex. The record is from RefSeq and is a predicted model, not a curated record. Gene Ontology annotation, biological process: transcription-coupled nucleotide-excision repair; protein polyubiquitination; proteasome-mediated ubiquitin-dependent protein catabolic process. Gene Ontology annotation, molecular function: protein binding. The transcript has 12 exons.